AUGGCUAAAAGAAUGUUUGAUGUCUUUAAUAUCAAAAACCAAAAAUUAGUUGUUACUGAUUCCUCGUCAACAACUACACUAGAAUCUGAAAAUGAAGAAUUAAAUAUUGGUUUGGACAUUGAUAAAACUGCACAAAAAAGUGUUGAAAAUAUUGUAGAUAAAAAUGUCAUUUCCGACUUGGGAACUUUAUUAACAGGCCCUGUGCGACCAAUUUUAACAUCAUAUCCACUUACUAAAUUUGGUACACAAAAUCGCGCUUUUAAUCAUAAGCAUUACAUAACAUAUGAAUGGCUUGAAUAUAGUAUAUCAAAAGAUUCUAUUUUUUGCUUUGCUUGCAGAAAUUUUAGUACUGGGAGUAGUGGCAAUUUUGAAGAUAGCUUUCUAGUUGGUUUUAGAAAUUGGAAAAAAGCAAGUGCUUUUUGA
Molecule: messenger RNA, 423 nt
Organism: Melanaphis sacchari
Lineage: Eukaryota; Metazoa; Arthropoda; Insecta; Hemiptera; Aphididae
Exons: 3
Coding region: 1-423 (140 amino acids)
Source: RefSeq, a predicted model, not a curated record